This is a messenger RNA of Diaporthe batatas, 1602 nucleotides long. RefSeq lists its product as uncharacterized. The coding region runs from base 1 to 1602 and encodes 533 amino acids. Gene Ontology annotation, molecular function: FAD binding. The transcript has a single exon. The record is from RefSeq and is a predicted model, not a curated record. NCBI's taxonomy places the organism in Eukaryota, Fungi, Ascomycota, Sordariomycetes, Diaporthales, Diaporthaceae.
AUGCCAUCACCAACAGUCUUAAUCGUCGGGGCAGGCCCCGUGGGCCUCACAACUGCUCUUUGCCUCCAGCAAGGCGGCGUUCCCGCCCGAGACAUUCUUAUUGUCGAUCAGAGGCCCGCUCGCGAAGCAUCAAACAGGUGGUCCAAGGCGCUCAGUAUGAGUGCCAGCAGCCUGGAAGUUUUCCGGAUCUUAGGUAUCGCCGACCGCUUCAUUCAAGUCGGCACGCCGCUAUAUAAGGCUCACUUUGGUGGCGGACGUCAGCAUCUCACCUUGGACUACGACGUUCUGGGGACGAAAUACUCAUUUAAUUUGAAUCUUCCGCAGAUCCUAACCGAGGAUAUACUGUUGACGAGAUGCGAGGAGGUCGGCAUACAGUUCGCCUGGGGUCUACGUCUCUCUACCUGCAGCCAGACUGGGACAGACGUCUUGGCUUCCUUCCAAGCCAUGAGAGCUGAUGGUUCCUCCCACGUUUCGGUGGAAGAGAUGAAGACUGUUUGCACUACAUGGCUGGUAGGGUGCGACGGGACCCAGAGUGCUGUCCGCACAGCAGCUGGCAUUGAGUUUGUCGGCACCAGAGGAUCACGUUACAGUUGGCUAGCCGAUGGUCAUUGCAGCCUAGAUGCACCUACCAUGCAGACAGCCCAGGAAAGCAAUGGCAGAUCCAUAGUCUGCGUGCUUGGGGGCGCCCCGACCGCCCGUCGGUUCAUCGCGAUGGCGCCGCGGCUCCCAGGAGACGAGAAACCUAACGCCCUGGAUGAAAGUCAAGUCCGCCAGAAGAUGGAAGAGAUAUUUGGUAGCCAUUACAACUUCCACAACCUAACGUGGUCCUCAGUUGUUGGAAGCGGCAUGAGACUUGCCGGAACCUUCCGGUCUGGGCGCAUCUUCAUCGCCGGUGAUGCUGCUCACCAGGUCUUUCCAGCUGGCGGCCAGGGGAUGAACACGGGCAUCUUGGACGCGACAAACCUUGGCUGGAAACUCGCUGCGGUCAUCACCGGUAGGACCAGAACCGAUGCUGUCGAGAGAGUCCUCGACACCUAUUCAACGGAACGCCGUACCUCGGCCCAGGCUGUGAUCUGUAACAUCCGGGUACAGCUGCAGGUUUUCUACGAGCAAAGUGAGGAUGAAAAGGCGGUCUCACAGUUUGUUGUGGAGGCGCUAGGUCAACCGAGUCUAAACAAAGCAUGGGCGAGGCGAGUUACGGGGUUUGGGGACCCAGUUGAGCCGUACCAACUUGCGCUCACAGACAAGGCUGUAGGUGAGAGCUCCCAGUCAGUUGUAGGGACUCGGAUUACACAUAUUGCAGAAGACAACGAGACACCCCUCCUGAAGUCAAUUGACCAGGGCGUUUUUAUUUUUGCUACUAUGAGCGGCUCGGAAGAUACAGACUUGGGACACUUCAAGACAAUAGUCAAGGCAAGUGGGCAUGAAGGUCAAGUUCACGUGCUAGAGACGCCACUUGUGGCCUCGGGAGAGAAAUGGAACUCGGUGGUCGCCCUGCUAAUCCGACCAGACUUUCGAGUAGCUUGGGCUGCGAGCAGCGACACGGAUAUAGAGGUUAACGAGACGAGCCUAACCAGAGUCCUACAUUGGUGGCUUGGAUGA